UUACACUCUCAUUGUAUCAAUCUAGAGAGAGAGAGAGAGAGAGAGAAAGACAAAUGGGUUCUUCUCACCUUCAUUGUUCUACUUCAAUGGCACCUUUGCUGUUCGGUUUUUGUAUCGUGGCAUCGUUGAUGCCGGAGUUUGCCGUUGGCAUAACAAGGCACUACACUUUCAACGUUAAGUACCAUAACGUGACCAGAUUGUGCAACACAAGGAGCAUUGUAAGUGUGAAUGGCCAAUUCCCAGGGCCUAGAUUGGUGGCAAGGGAAGGUGACCAAGUCCUCAUCAAAGUGGUCAAUCAUAUUUCAAACAAUGUCACCAUUCAUUGGCAUGGGGUGAGACAACUUAGAAGUGGAUGGGCAGAUGGUCCAGCUUACAUUACCCAAUGCCCUAUACAAACAGGCCAGUCAUACACAUACAACUUUACCAUCCAAGGCCAGAGAGGGACUCUCCUAUGGCAUGCUCACAUCUCAUGGCUGAGAUCCACCCUCUAUGGACCUAUCAUCAUUCUCCCAAAGCUCAAUGAGUCUUACCCUUUUAUGAAACCCUACAAGGAGGUCCCCAUUCUUCUUGGAGAGUGGUUUAAUGUAGACCCUGAGGCUGUGAUUAAUCAAGCUCUUCAGACCGGUGGAGGGCCUAACGUUUCGGACGCGUACACCAUUAACGGUCUUCCAGGCCCCUUAUACAAUUGUUCGUCAAAAGAUGUAUUCAAGCUGAAGGUGAAACCAGCGAAGACAUACCUCCUCCGAUUGAUCAACGCUGCACUCAACGACGAGUUGUUUUUCAGCAUAGCCAACCACACUCUCACGGUGGUUGAAGCCGAUGCUGUCUACACCAAACCCUUUGAAACCGACACGCUUCUCAUCACCCCAGGCCAAACCACGAACGUCCUCCUCAAAACCAAGCCCAAUUCUCCCAAUGCCACCUUCCUCAUCCUCGCAAGGCCUUACUUCACCGGCGCUGGAACCCUAGACAACACCACCACGGCAGGAAUCCUUGAAUACGAGCACCCGGUAACCACUCAUCACGCUUCCAUCAAAACCCUUCCUCUCUUCAAACCAAGUCUUCCACCCAUCAACGCCACCAAGUUUGUCAAUGUCACCCAAUUCGUCCUAAACUUGGCCAAUAAAUUCCGUAGCUUGGCCUCCAAGAAAUUCCCAGCCAACGUUCCCCAAACCGUGGACCGAAAUUUUUUCUUCACCGUAGGACUUGGAACAUCCCCAUGUCCCCAAAACUCAACUUGCCAAGGACCCAAUGGCCUAAAAUUUGCAGCUUCUAUUAACAAUUUCUCUUUUGCCCUUCCAUCAACAGCAAUGCUUCAAGCACAUUUUUCUGGACAGUCCAAUGGAAUUUACACCACAGAUUUUCCGGCCAAUCCGCUUGUUAAAUUUAACUAUACCGGAACACCGCCAAACGUAACAAAUGUGGCAAAUGCCACGAAGGCAUUGGUGCUGCCAUUCAACACAAGUGUGGAGCUGGUGCUGCAGGACACUAGCAUUCUUGGUGCCGAGAGCCACCCUCUCCAUCUACAUGGGUUUAAUUUCUAUAUAGUUGGACAGGGAAUUGGGAACUAUGAUCCUAACAAGGACCCUGCUAAGUUUAAUCUGGUGGACCCUGUCGAAAGGAACACGGCUGGUGUUCCGGCUGGUGGCUGGAUUGCGGUUCGUUUCAUGGCAGACAAUCCAGGGGUGUGGUUUAUGCACUGUCACUUGGAUAUCCAUACAAGUUGGGGGCUGAAGAUGGCGUGGAUCGUCCAGGAUGGACCGCAAGCGAAUCAAAAGCUGCCACCUCCGCCGUCCGAUCUACCAAAGUGUUGAUUUUGACUUGCCAUCUGCUCGGAUUUCCUUUUUGUUGAGUGAUCUUGUGUUGAUUUUCCUCCCUUUUGGCAUUAACUUAAUAGCCAUAAUAAUUUGAGUCUUGAAAAUAAUAAUUACGGAUUUUCUCUUUCUCCGAAGAGAUGCUUUUUUCAUCAUGUAAUGUUUUUGGAGUGAAAGUAUUCCUUCAUACUAUUGAAGAAUGUAAAGUUUCA
Malus domestica (apple) is the source of this 2026-nucleotide messenger RNA. RefSeq names its product laccase-17-like. The record is from RefSeq and is a predicted model, not a curated record. Gene Ontology annotation, biological process: lignin catabolic process. Lineage: Eukaryota; Viridiplantae; Streptophyta; Magnoliopsida; Rosales; Rosaceae. Gene Ontology annotation, cellular component: apoplast. Gene Ontology annotation, molecular function: hydroquinone:oxygen oxidoreductase activity; copper ion binding.